AGGGCAUCCCCCAGACAUCCGGGGUUCCAAGUCCACGCAGGAGUCCUACCCCUCUGGAGAGUACAGAUGGUGAGCACAGCCAGAGCUGCUGUUCCUCCUGCAGUGCUGGAGGGGCGCCUCUUGUCUCAGCACAUUCCUGUCCCAUCACUGUCUUCAUGUCCACAAUCAAGACCCUGAACCUGUCCAGGACAGUGAAGGCUAGAGAGGGGUGCCUAGACACAGCCCAGUGGGACUCCCCCAAAUCCUGUUAAGCAUCCAGUCAGUAUUCUCUGGGUCUCUGGACCCUAGCAGGAGCCCCCUCCCCACUGGCAGCUAGCCCUCAGCUCACCCACCCUGGGGCCUCGGGCAGUUGGCGUGGGAGCAGAAUUCAGGGAAUUCCUUGGGCUGGGCAGGGUAUGCGUGGGCUGGGCCAGCCCUGGCCCCUUCCUCCCAUCCUCACUGACCCCAUCUCUCGCUGACCUCAGCCAGCCAGCCUGCAGGAGAAAGGGCCCAGUGUGCUCCGUGCAGGGCUGUGCCAAGCAGCCCCCAACAAAGGAGCUUUUGGUGCACCCAGUGCAGGGAUGUCAGCCUGUGGCAGGGCAGGGGUGGGCUGCCUCAGUGCCCUCCCUGAGAUGUAGCACCAGCCUCCCAUCCCAGCCACACUGCCUGCCUGAUGUGGCCUGUGUGGUGGGUCCAGCUCCAGGCCCUGCUGUCCUUGGCCUGGCUUGUCCCUGUGGCUUCAGGCACCCCCUUCCACAGAUGCCCAGAUAGAUGCCCGGGUGUGGCUUGCAGAUCCCCAGCUUUCCUGGGCAGCAGCCGCCCCUACCUCCAAGAGGACUUGGCUCCUGAUGGAAGCCCCUUGGUGGUCUAGCCUGCCCCCACCAGAUGGCACUGGGGCAUUCGGGCUUCUCAAGUCCACGGAUCUGGGUCGGCACAGCCUCCUGUACCUGAAGGAGAUUGGACAUGGCUGGUUCGGGAAGGUGUUCCUGGGGGAGGUGACUGCAGGCGUAAGCAGCGCCCAGGUGGUGGUGAAGGAGCUGAAGGCCAGCGCCAGCGUGCAGGAGCAGGUGCAGUUUCUGGAGGAGGCCCAGCCCCACAGGGCCCUACAGCACAGCAACUUGCUCCAGUGCCUGGCCCAGUGUGCUGAGGUGACACCUUACCUGCUGGUGAUGGAGCUCUGCCCCCUGGGGGACCUCAAGGGUUACUUGCGGAGCUGCCGGGUGACAGAGUCUGUGGCACCCGACCCCCUGACCCUGCAGCGCAUGGCCUGUGAGGUGUCCUGCGGUGUCCUGCACCUGCACCGCCACAACUAUGUGCACAGCGACCUGGCCCUGCGGAACUGCCUGCUUACAGCUGACCUCACGGUGAAGAUUGGCGACUAUGGCUUGUCCCACUGCAAAUACAGAGAAGACUACUUUGUGACCACUGACCAGCUAUGGGUACCACUGCGCUGGAUCGCGCCCGAGCUGGUAGACGAGGUGCACAGCAACCUGCUCGUGGUGGACCAGACCAAGGCCAGCAAUGUGUGGUCCCUGGGUGUGACCAUCUGGGAGCUCUUUGAGCUGGGUGCACAGCCCUACCCUCACCACUCAGACCGGCAGGUGCUGGCCUAUGCCAUCCGCGAGCAGCAGCUUAAGUUGCCCAAGCCCCAGCUGCAGCUGACCCUGUCGGAUCGCUGGUAUGAGGUGAUGCAGUUCUGCUGGCUGCAGCCUGAGCAGCGGCCCACAGCUGAGGAGGUGCACCUGCUGCUGUCCUACCUGUGCGCCAAGGGCGCCAACGAGGAGGAGGAGGAGGAGUUUGAGCAGCGCUGGCGCUCUCUGCGGCCGGGCGGGGGCGGUGUGGGCCUCGGUUCAGCGGCGGGCGGUCCUGCGCUGGGCGGCGCCGCGGACAACGCGGCCGCCUCGUCCUUCCCGCUGCUGGAGCAGUUCGCGGGCGAUGGCUUCCACGCGGACGGUGAUGACGUGCUGACGGUGACUGAGACAAGCCAUGGCCUGAACUUCGAGUACAAGUGGGAAGCGGGCUGUGGCGCCGAGGCCUUUCCGCCGGAGGGAGGUGCUCUAAGCCCUGGCCGCGUCGUGUGCUUGCAGGAGCUGUGCCCGCCGGUUUGUGCGCCCCCUGGCGUGGUGCCCGUGCUCAGUGCGCGCAGCCCGUCGUUGGGCAGCGAGUAUUUCAUCCGCCUAGAGGAGGCCGCGUCCGCCGCCGGCCACGACCCCGACUGUGCCGGCUGCGCCCCCGGCCCCCGCGCCGCUGAGCAGGAUGACAACUCUGAUGGCAGUGUCAAUGAAUCACUGGCAACAGAGCCGCUGAUGGGCCAUGCGCAGCCCGACGACAGCCCCUGGGACAGCUGUGAUCACCACCAGCGCAGGAACCUCGCCGGAGACUCACUCUGCCAUUCCCGCAUGCUCUCGCUCUCGCCCUCACACGGAGCCCUAAGGCCAGCAGAGCACAGAGUCCAGGAUGCAGACUGGGGCUUGGCUGCCUUCUGCCCGCCCUUCUUCGAGGACCCACUGGACACAUCCCCCUCCCGGUGCUCUGUGGGCGGGUCAUCAGAGGUUGAGGAGGAGCUGGGAGAGGCUGGAGCACGAAGGGCCACCCAGCAGAGACACUGGAGCUCCAAUAUAUCCGCCAACAACAAUAGUGGCAGCCGUGAUCCUGAGUCCUGGGACCUGGGCUACGGGGGCAGCUACACUGAGGACUGCCCCAGCCCAAAUCAGACCCUAUGGGCCUCGCCUGAGCGGGAUCACCCCAUAGCCCAGGAGGACCCCAGAGAGCCUCUGCUUGGGCUGCAGAAAGCCUCCUCUGGCCAGGAGCCAGGCCACUGUCUUGAUCUCCCCCAUCUGUGCCCUGCCCAGGGUCCUGUUGUCUCCCUGGUCACACCCACCUGGAUAGAAGUGGUCAUUAAUGGGGGCGAGCCCCAGGCAGAGCCCAAGCUUGCCCAGGAGGCUGAGGGCUCUGCUGGACCCCAGCUACCCCUUCCCUCCCUUCCUUCCCCUUCCCAGGAGGUAGCCCCGCUCCCCUCAGAGGCGGCUGGUGUCUCUGAUGUCCUGCCUGACACGCCCAGUGAACCUGCUCAGGGUGCUGACAAUGGCAUCAGCUGCUGUCCUGAGGUGGAAAUACCCAGUAGUGAGGACGAGGACACAACUGAGGCCACUUCGGGUGUCUUCACCGACUUAUCCGGUGACGGUCCACAGGCUGAGAAGCCAGAUGUGGUGCCUGCCUUCCGCUCUCUGCAGAAGCAGGCUGGAACACCUGACUCCCUGGACUCACUGGACAUCCCUUCCUCAGCCAGUGAUGGUGGCCGUGAGGUCUCUAGCCCAUCAGGCACUGGCAACCCUGGUGGGCAGCCCCGAGCCCUAGACAGUGGCUAUGACACAGAGAACUAUGAGUCGCCUGAGUUUGUGCUCAAAGAGUCUCACGAGUGUGAGCCCGAGGCCUUCGGGGAGCCAGCCUUGGAAGGGGAGAGCCCUGGGCCUGGGACUCGGCUCUCUGCCUCUCUUGCAGGCCUCAGUGAGAAGAACCCGUACCGGGACUCGGCCUACUUCUCUGACCUGGACGCUGAGUCCGAUCCCCCUGUGGCCCACAAGAAGUGUAGGGGAGUCCAGGUCCCUGGGCCAGAGGCAGGCGUGAAGAGCCCACAGAGCCCUGGGCAACAGUCUGUGCAGCCUUCUCCUGGGCCUGAGGUGCCCAGGGAGGCACAAGGCACUGGCCCCAGGGAGGUGCUGCCACUCGAUGGGUCUUCCCUAGAGCCAAGCGCUGACCCCAGGCCAGAGCCUCUUGAGUCCCAAGGCCCAGCCAAGGGGCCACCUGUGCCCAACGCCAGCCGCUCCAAGCUUUUCCUGCUGACCCCAGUUCUGCCAAGCUCAGAGGGCAACAGCUCCGAGCUCCAGGGGGCCCCUGGGCCACUGUCAGGGCUGACCCAGCAGGAGCGGACAGGGGGCCUGCCUGCCCCUAGAACCCCGCUCUCCCUAGCUCUGCCCGGCCUCCCUGCAGCCUUGGAGGGCCGGCCAGAGGAGGAAGAGGAGGACAGUGAGGAGAGCGACGAGUCAGACGAAGAGCUGCGCUGCUACAGCAUCCAGGAGCCCAGCGAGGAGAGCGAGGAGGAGGUGCCUGGGGUGCCCGUGGUGGUGGCCGAGAGCCAGAGCGCGUGCAACCUGCGCGGCCUGCUCAAGAUGCCCAGCCUGCUGUCCGAGGCCUUCUGCGAGGAUCUGGAGCGCAAGAAGAAGGCAGUGUCCUUCUUCGACGACGUCACCGUCUACCUCUUCGACCAGGAAAGCCCCACUCGGGAGCUCGGGGAGCCCUUCCCUGGAGCCAAGGAGUCGCCCCCCACGUUCCUGGCGGGCGACGCCUCUCCCAGCGCCCCGGCGCAGCAGAGUCCGGAUAACCGAUCCCCUGAGGGCCUCGCGACAGAAGAGGGCGGUGUGUUCCAGUGGGACGAUGACCUCCCGCUGACGCCGGCCAAGGACGCCUUUGCGACGCCCCUGGCGCUGCCCGUCCCAGCCGGGCCCGGGCCCUUCUCGCGCUUCACUGUAUCGCCCACUCCCGCGUCGCGCUUUUCCAUCACGCACGUGUUCGACUCAGACGCGAAGUCUGUGGGAGGCUCUGCAGCAAGUGCUGGGGAUGGGUGUAAAGAGGCUUGAGCCCAAGGCAACUCCCACCCGCUGGAGGCUGGUGUCACCGGAGCCCUUGCCGGGCAGCAGCGAGGAUAGUGACCAGGAAAGAGUGAGGAUGUGGCCCUGGCGGCUGCCAGCAACAGGUUCCAGUGCCUCUGUGACCCUCCCAUCCAUCUCCACCCCCACAGCACUCUGGAGAAGCAGGAGGACAAGAGGCCCCUCUGGCUGGGGCAGUGGAUCUGCCGCACCCCCAGCUCCGUGCUGCUCCUUGGGGGCCAGAGUUUGUCCUGGACACUUGGGUUUGCUGCCUGUCCUAGGGGUGGGGCACCAGUGUACACUCUAGUGUUCAUGUGUGCACAUACUCUGGCAAAGGCCUGCGCCCCUGCAGCUAGGUAGCUGCUGGACACUUGGCCUCUGCAGCCAGGGAACCUGCUUUUCGCCACUAGGAGCCACAUUCCCCUUCUGGUCGGCUCCUUCAGUGUUCACAGGACACUGUGCCCUUGGCCCAGCGAGGCACAGGCCCAAGACAGUAGCAGCCUGGCGAGCCUCUUCCUACCCCCUGCACCCCCUCCCCUGCCCUGCCUGGUUCUGGGUUUGCUUAGCACAAGGAGAGGACUGUGGCUGUGUCUCUCUGCUCCGUCUCAGGGUUUGUGGGUGUUCCCCCUUUCAUGGCCUCUGACCCUAACCUACUCUCCCCAUGGGCUAGGGCCAGUCCCGCCUAGGUCCCACUCCUGGAGGCUGGGCUGGGUAGGCCAUGGUGGGUAGCCAGAGAGCUGGGGGGAAAAGGGCUUGCAGGCUGCACCUCUGCUGUGUGGGCCCCGUUCUAGAGGUGCCCUCAGCAGGGUGGAGGAUGUGGCUCCACCCAUAGGGUACUGCCCAGCCCAGUGCCACAGCUGCCAAAGGAAGGCAGAAGCCGUAGCCCACGGCUCAUGCCAGGGCUCCUGCCGGCAGGGAUGGGGCACAAAGGAGGGGUGUACUGGGGGCUGGGGCAGUGCAGGGAGUAUUUUUGUAACUGCUGUCACUGGAGCAAACGGAAGCGGGGUGAGCUUAAGUUAUUGUUGCCAAAGAGAUGUAAAAUUUAUUGUUGCUUUGGGGGGAGGACUUGUUUUUGGUUUGUGUUUUUUGUUUUUUAUUAGUUUGAGGCUUAGGAUGCUGGUGCAAUGAUUUUCUUGUUCCUUUUCUUGUCUGUUUUUUAAGAGAAAUCAAGCUAAGAAAAAAAUGGCUUUGUGUGGUGCUUUCUUUUGGGGUCUGCAGAUAAACUCCUGGGCAGGAGGGAGGAUGGGGUCCAGCUGCCAGCCCUAGCUUCCUCACUGUCCCACUGUCUUUGGCCACCCUGGUGGCAGGAGAUAAUGUCCUAGACUCCC
Messenger RNA from Nycticebus coucang (slow loris), 5953 nucleotides. It is a transcript of the gene LMTK1, whose product is annotated as apoptosis associated tyrosine kinase. The transcript has 12 exons. Gene Ontology annotation, biological process: brain development; peptidyl-tyrosine autophosphorylation. The coding region runs from base 828 to 4616 and encodes 1262 amino acids. NCBI's taxonomy places the organism in Eukaryota, Metazoa, Chordata, Mammalia, Primates, Lorisidae. Gene Ontology annotation, molecular function: ATP binding; protein tyrosine kinase activity. The record is from RefSeq and is a predicted model, not a curated record.